GGUCUUCUUUAGUCUCCACUUUCAGUUCUUUCUUACUUGAUCGGUGGCUUUAGUGACACAUGUGUUUUGCUAGGAAACAAAACAAGAGAAGUUAUUGUUGUCACCAAUUCCAAGAACGGCUUUUAACGUUUUCGAUAUUUCAGCCAGAAGUUUAUAUACAUUUUUGGUCAUAAAUAAUGGCUAAUGAGCUCGCUGAAAGCGACAUGAUUGAAUUACGUCCGAGUAGCUUCAAAUUUCACGAUUUCUCGACCAGCGUUUGCGAGGUUAGGAUCAGCUGUCGAAUCAUAAAAAUGGAAGAUAGCCUCUAUGUCUGGGUAGGAGAUUUCGAAGAUUCCAAAAUGAAUGAUUUGACCGUCGCCAUGCCUUCGAAAUACGAAAAACUACCGGUAGCUACAAAAAUAAUGGGAAUGACCGAAGACUCGACUUCCACGAGUUUGGCCAAAAGGCUCACCAAAAAAUGUGGGAAACCGGUCUUUGUCAGCUUCAACGUUGCUGUCAACAACCUUACGCUACCUGUCAUCGAAAAAGCUAUCCAAGACGAGUUCAAUACGCAAAAACACUUACUUGUAUUUUAAUUUUGUACAAAUAAACUAGCUUUACUUAAUAAAACUCUGUAAAAAAUAA
Molecule: messenger RNA, 624 nt
Organism: Venturia canescens
Lineage: Eukaryota; Metazoa; Arthropoda; Insecta; Hymenoptera; Ichneumonidae
Product: proteasome assembly chaperone 4
Exons: 1
Coding region: 177-575 (132 amino acids)
Biological process (GO): proteasome assembly
Source: RefSeq, a predicted model, not a curated record